CUGUUUUUCCGGGUUUGGACCGGAGGACUGACCGCGGCUCCUGCAGUUUGUGUGUCGGUGUGUGUGUCGGUGCGUGUGUCGGUGCGUGUGUCGGUGCGUCCUGCGGCUCCGGUAAGAGAGAGAGAGGAUGUCUGCUGUGAAGAUGACCGAGGGCAGCGUGCAGCUGCAGGGCUGCAACGCGCCGCUCUUCUACAGGCAGAGCCAACCGGCCUCUGGAGACGUGAGGAUGUCGGUCUUGCUUCUUCACGGCAUCCGUUUCUCGUCUGAAAACUGGCUCAGCAUCGGCACUCUGGACAUUCUGGCCAAAGCUGGCUGCCGAGCCGUCGCCAUCGACCUGCCAGGACUGGGCCAGUCGAAGCAGGCGCUGGCGCCGGCCGAGGUGGGGGAGCUGGCCCCCGCCGGCUUCCUGAAGGAGGUGUGUGAGCAGCUGCGGCUGAGCCCGGCGGUGGUGAUCAGCCCGUCCCUCAGCGGGAUGUACUCCCUGCCCUUCCUCCACCAGCACCCGGCCCUGCUGCGGGCCUACGUCCCCAUCGCCCCCAUCUGCACCGACAAGUUCACCGCCGAGCAGUACCGCAGCGUGCAGGUCCCGUCGCUGAUCGUGUACGGCGACCAGGACACUCAGCUCGGGGAUGUCUCGCUCCGUAACCUGAGCAAUCUGGCCAAUGGCAGCGUGGCGGUGAUGAAGGGAGCGGGUCACGCCUGUUACCUUGACGACCCAGACGCCUGGCACAAAGCGCUCACAGACUUCCUUAAUUCGCUGUGAAGCUCCUCGCUGCAGCACACAGUGUGACUCAGAGGAGGCGCACGAAUAAACGCAUGAGUCAUUCAGGAGGGAAUCAGGCCACAGCUUCCCCGCGCAGCUCCCGCUUCUAAUGGCUUCGUAUCUGCACCGCUGUUAAUUAUUCAAGGAUCGAUGUUUAGUGAAACAGUCAGAGAACAGGAGUGUAAACAUUAAGCCAGCUUGCAGAGUAUCUGUCAACCUCACGGACCAAAACUGAGCUUGAUUUUUUGAAUAUAAAUAUAUAUAUUUACCAUUUUGUAAAAAAAAAAAAGAAAAAAGUUUCUGAUUGUUCUAUUGAAUUAAAAAAGUUGAUCUAAUGUGCAUCAAGAAGUGUAGAAAAACGCCUGAAGCUGAAA
Molecule: messenger RNA, 1137 nt
Organism: Salarias fasciatus (jewelled blenny)
Lineage: Eukaryota; Metazoa; Chordata; Actinopteri; Blenniiformes; Blenniidae
Gene: abhd14b
Product: abhydrolase domain containing 14B
Exons: 4
Coding region: 128-763 (211 amino acids)
Biological process (GO): positive regulation of transcription by RNA polymerase II
Cellular component (GO): cytoplasm
Molecular function (GO): hydrolase activity
Source: RefSeq, a predicted model, not a curated record